ACCUCUACUGUUUCCAAAACAUGGAACGAUUGGCUCGCUUAUUUUCAAAGUGCAUAUUGCUAGUAUAAAAAAGCCGUGUCGACCGAAACCCUAUCCGUUUCUCUCGCUUUUCUUUUCACUUGCUUUUUUACUUUAUUCAAAUCGCCUCUUUCUCAAACAUGCUUGGUGAAGCGUCUUCUUAUCAAGGUGGUUAUGAACGACCCAAUGCCGACGAAGCAGCUCGUAUUGCUACGCGUCAUGGUGCUUCCGAAGAGGAACACGGUCUCUUCUCGUCGGUAUUGUCAAAUUUGUUACAUAAAGAUGACGACGACGAUGAUGCGCCUACCAAGAAGCCUGUCAAUGCAGAUGAAGUGGAGCACGCCGCACAAGCUCACGACAAAAUUUACAGCCAAAACGGCGGUGAGCCCAAUGAGCAAAGCUCUUCACGUGAUUUAGGUUCAGCCGCAGCUUUGCAAGCGUUCAAGAUGUUCUCUGGUGGUGGCGGCAGCAGCGGAGGCAGCAGCAAUGAAUUGAUUGGUAUGGCGAUGGGUGAAGCCAUGAAAUUAUUCAACGCUCAAAGUGGCAAAACCGGUGGCGGCAGCAAUGUCGAUCAAGCUGAAAUGCUUCAAAACGCGGCUAUGAUGGCCAUGAAAUUGUAUAUGACGCAUCAGUCAUCACAAAGCAACUCGGGUGGCAGCAGCAGUGGAGGCAUCGGUGCCUUGAUGGGCAUGUUGGGCGGUGGUCACCAGAACCAGAGCAGCAGUGGUGGUCUUGCUAGUAGCUUGCUUAGCAAACUUUUGUAAUGCCCAUUUUUUUUUCUUACGUCUUUUUUAUUUUACCCCAUCUGUCAUUUGCUGUAAAGCUUCGUCUCCUGAUAUUGUCAUAAAAAGAAUAAAUGAUACUGUUCAGAGGAGGAAAAAGGAUGGAAAGAAGG
Messenger RNA from Radiomyces spectabilis, 913 nucleotides. RefSeq lists its product as uncharacterized. Lineage: Eukaryota; Fungi; Mucoromycota; Mucoromycetes; Mucorales; Radiomycetaceae. The transcript has 3 exons. The record is from RefSeq and is a predicted model, not a curated record. The coding region runs from base 159 to 782 and encodes 207 amino acids.